Messenger RNA from Aspergillus glaucus CBS 516.65, 475 nucleotides. RefSeq lists its product as uncharacterized. The coding region runs from base 187 to 438 and encodes 83 amino acids. The record is from RefSeq and is a predicted model, not a curated record. The transcript has a single exon. NCBI's taxonomy places the organism in Eukaryota, Fungi, Ascomycota, Eurotiomycetes, Eurotiales, Aspergillaceae.
UCUGUUUUUCUUCUCCUUCUCCUUCUCUUUGAAUCUGUGGCUGUACCACAGACCAAGAAAUCAACGUGGUAACCCACGAACCUACCUCCUCUCGAAUCGAAAUACCAUCUUCGUGAUUGAUAAAUGUGAUUUUGUACUUGGUAUUCCGGGAACUCACAAGGGUGGGAGCUGUCGUUCCUGUACCUGAUGGUGAGUAUUUGUAUGAUUGUUCGCUUAAGCUCGCUCCAUAUUUCGCGCACUAGGAGCCGGUGGUUGUGGAGGAUUCGGAGGGCGGGUGAUUUUGUUGCGUUGAUGGAUCGGGGGAGUAGGAGGGUUUUCUUUUUUGCGUUCAAAUACGGGUGUGGACUGUGUGUUGUUUUUGGUUUGAGCCAUAUUGCUAUGUUUUGCCGUUUUACGGUUGGUUUGUCUUCUAUGUCAGCAGAACUUGUCACGAUGUAAUAGUCUGCUUCUAAUUUUUUUCAGGGUCUGCAUGUGU